Biomphalaria glabrata is the source of this 1294-nucleotide messenger RNA. Its product is annotated as procathepsin L-like. Gene Ontology annotation, cellular component: lysosome. The coding region runs from base 96 to 1190 and encodes 364 amino acids. Gene Ontology annotation, molecular function: cysteine-type endopeptidase activity. The record is from RefSeq and is a predicted model, not a curated record. Lineage: Eukaryota; Metazoa; Mollusca; Gastropoda; Planorbidae. The transcript is spliced from 7 exons. Gene Ontology annotation, biological process: immune response.
CUUGCAAACUAUCACCAGACCGGGUCCUGUUGACAUAAUCAAAACUACUGCAGUCUCUAGAUCUGUUUCAGACAUACACGAGGGGAGCUAGUAGAAUGACCCGCUACGGCCUGGCAUGGACGACUUGUAUGGCAGGGAUGAGCUGGCUAGCUGUGCUCACACUAGGACAGAUGGUACCUGACCAGAAGGUCGAAGCUCUUCCUUACGUACUACGAUUUGAGGACCCGCAAAAAGUGUUUGACGACUGGAAACGUACUCACGGUCACGGGUAUGUCCACGACUGGAACGAAGAACAAAGGUUCAAUAUCUUCCUGAAGACACUGGCCAAGAUAGAGAGUCACAACUGGAAGUACCAUACCCAACAAAGCACAUACUAUUUGGGGCUUAAUAAAUUCUCAGCUAUGACACACGAAGAGUUUCUCAGAUACACACGCCAGGUCAGCUACGCCAAGAACAGACUCGGCGCCAAGACUUCCAGCUUUGAGUGUCAGUCUGGAUCAGACCAGUCCUGGUCAAGCAGGCUGUUGCCCGACCACGUGGACUGGUCAAAGAAAGGCUACACAACCCAGGUCAAAGACCAAGGCACUUGUGGCUCCUGCUGGACAUUCAGCGCUACUGGCGCCAUGGAGGGCGCCCAUUUCAAGGCCCAUGGUAAGCUUGAGUCUUUCAGCGAACAACAGCUUUUAGACUGCUGCAGCGGCGAAGGGUGCGAUGGCUGUGGUGGGGGCGAGCCAGCGAUGGCCUACGCCAGCGUAUUCAAAAAAGGUGGCAUCGAGACAGAGCAGCAAUACCCUUACGAGGCGAGCCAGAGCGGGAAAUGUUACUUUAACAAAUCGUUGGCUGUGGGUCACAUAAGUGCUUGCUAUUACGUCACGUCUGGGGACGAGUCUGCCCUGCAACAGGCCAGUGCCUCCGUGGGGCCAAUCUCCAUAGCUUUUGAUGCCUCCCAUGAUGACUUUGUCUCCUACGCAGGAGGCGUCUAUCAGAAUCCAGACUGCAGCAGUAUCGAGUUGGACCAUGCCAUGUUGCUCACAGGCUACGGGACUGACCCCAAAACCAAACUUCCUUACUGGAUUAUUAAGAACAGCUGGUCUGAGGACUGGGGCGUGAAUGGCUACGCCUACACCCUACGUAACGCGGACAACCUAUGCGGUGUCGCUACUGACGCCACCUACGUCACGAUGAAGUGAUGGACUACUAAGCUCUAGACAUCUACUGGGUUAUACAUCCGAAAGUUUUUUUAGACAAGCCAUGUAUCUUUAUAAUUAAAAUUGAUUUUUUUUUUAAAUACUUA